This is a messenger RNA of Kazachstania africana CBS 2517, 1452 nucleotides long. Its product is annotated as HAD family hydrolase. Gene Ontology annotation, cellular component: plasma membrane. Lineage: Eukaryota; Fungi; Ascomycota; Saccharomycetes; Saccharomycetales; Saccharomycetaceae. Gene Ontology annotation, molecular function: phosphoprotein phosphatase activity. The record is from RefSeq and is a predicted model, not a curated record. Bases 1 to 1452 code for a protein of 483 amino acids. The transcript has a single exon.
AUGGGAUUUAUUGCAUCUUUUUUUUGUUGUUCACCAGAGACUAAUUCUUCAAAUAAUCAAACAUACACUACUCGCACUAAGCAAAUAAAUAAUAAUUUAAAUCCAAGUAAUAGUCACAUAACUCUUAGCAGAAGCUUCAACAAUAACCAAACUAAUAAUAACUCAAAUAAAGGUAACAUUAUAACAAGUGCCAACAAUUUCAAAUUGAACAAAAUGUCGUAUCCUACCUCUUCUCAUAUUACUACAAAACAAUUAAAACCCGUCUCUUCAAAUUCAUUUACUACAAAACACACCUCCACUAAUACCAAUCAUACUAAUAAUAAUAAUAAUAAUAAUAAUUCUAAUUCAGUUCCACAUUCUCCUAAUAAAGAUAAGAUCCCAAGAUCAGGCUCUACUCCAAUAAGGAAAAAGAGAAAGAGCAAGAAUUCCAGAUUGAAGAAUGGUGAAAAAAAUUACACUUUCGAAGAUAAUGAAGAGGAUUACGAUAUGCUAGAUUCAAAAGAUAUCGAUUUGACAGAUGAAGAGGACGAUGACGAGGAAGAUAUUGAAAAAAAUGGUAAGCAAACAUUUGAUGUAUAUAAUACUGAGACAGACAGAAGUACAGGAAACUCAAGUUCCGAAUAUGCCUACAGUCAGCAAUUUGCACCUCAUCAAGAACUCAAUGAAAAACGUCUUUCAACUGAAAAUCAGAGAGACGCCACGGAUGUAAAUACGAACAUAAAUUCUGCUUCAACUCUACAAGAAAAUACAGAAAGUAUUCCUGAUCAAUAUGCAUCAUCAGAUACUAAUGAUGCUAACGACGCCAAUGAUUUCAAUAUGAUACCAUCCUAUGAUGAUACCGAAGAAUUUGUUGAUUUGACUGUAUUACAACCAAAUCAAUAUCAUGCCCCUGGUUACGAUACUUUAUUACCACCUCCGGAAAAGAGUUUAUCGAGAAAGAAAUGUCUCGUUUUAGACUUGGAUGAAACUUUAGUACAUUCCUCCUUCAAAUAUCUGAAAUCUGCUGAUUUUGUUCUUCCAGUUGAUAUUGAUGACCAAAUUCAUAACGUGUAUGUGAUAAAGAGACCCGGCGUUGAUGAAUUUUUGAAAAGAGUUGGUGAAAUUUUCGAAGUCGUAGUAUUCACUGCAAGUGUUUCAAGAUAUGGUGACCCAUUACUGGAUGUACUGGAUAAAGGUAAAUCUAUACAUCACAGAUUAUUUAGAGAGGCUUGUUACAAUUAUGAAGGAAACUAUAUCAAAAAUUUAUCUCAGUUAGGUAGACCUUUAUCUGAUAUUAUCAUCUUGGAUAAUUCACCGGCUUCAUAUAUUUUCCAUCCACAGCACGCUAUUCCAAUAUCUUCAUGGUUCUCUGAUACGCAUGACAAUGAAUUACUAGAUAUAAUACCUUUAUUGGAAGAUUUGUCAAAAUCAUUUGUAUUAGAUGUUGGUAAAGUAUUAGAUGUGUCUAUAUAA